GGGGGCCCGGGCCCCUCCCCUAGAUUAGCCACUGAAAAUAAAUAUGGAAAACUGCGAAAAUUGUGUUCUGAGAGCAAUUUUAUGUUUCCGGCUCCUGUGAUCAAUGUUUCCAGGUGGGCUGGCUGUGUUGGACUCGUUCGAGUAGGCUGGGCACUAAAACAAAUCCACUGACAGCAAUGCCUUAUGGGAAGGUUUUGGCGGCAAGAACGAGCGACCAAGCGUCGAGCUUCGAUAAACCGGUUGAUGUUUUUCUUUUGAGAUCUUUUCUGUUUGAAAAUGUACAUCAAACAGGUAGUUAUUGAUGGCUUCAAGUCAUAUGCUACACGAACUACUGUUUCUGGAUUUGAUCCGCAGUUUAAUGCGAUCACUGGGUUGAACGGCAGCGGCAAGUCGAACAUACUGGACUCGAUUUGCUUCUUGCUCGGAAUUUCGAACUUAUCUCAGGUUCGAGCAAGUAGUUUACAAGAACUUGUAUAUAAAGGCGGACAGGCAGGUGUUACAAAAGCCACGGUGACAAUUACAUUUGAUAACACAGACAAGAAGCAAAGUCCUUUAGGAUAUGAAAGUUUUGAUGAAAUCACAGUUUCUAGACAGGUUGUGAUUGGAGGACGAAACAAGUAUCUGAUCAAUGGAUGCAAUGCUAACAACACCAGAGUACAAGACUUGUUUCGAUCAGUUCAGCUUAAUGUUAAUAAUCCUCACUUUCUUAUUAUGCAGGGCAGAAUCACCAAAGUGCUGAACAUGAAACCACCAGAAAUUUUGUCAAUGAUCGAGGAAGCAGCCGGAACCAGAAUGUAUGAGAGUAAAAAGCAGUCUGCACAGCGCACCAUUGAGAAAAAGGACACCAAGCUGCAAGAGAUUGAAACUAUUCUUACAGAAGAGAUAACUCCAACUCUUACUAAACUGAAGGAGGAAAGAGCUUCUUAUCUUGAAUACCAAAAAGUCAUGAGAGAAGUGGAGCACCUUUCAAGGCUUUAUAUAGCUCACCAGUUUGUGAUGGCUGAGGAUGUGCAGAAAAAGUCUGGAGUUGAACUGGAAAAUAUUAAACUGGAGAAUGUAAAACUUCGUGACAAAUUAGAGGAGAUUGAAGGGAAGGUUACAGAAAUCAGUGCAGUCAUUUCUGAAUUAGAGAAGAAAAGGACUGCUGAAUCAGGAUCAACCAUGAAAGAACUAGAAAAGAAAUUUGAUGAGGUUUCAAAGGUUGAUGUCAAAGCCAAUUCUGAUUUGAAACAUGUGAAAGAAUCCCUCGCAGCUGAGAAGAAAAAGAAGAAAACUCUUCUGAAAAGCCUAGAUGAUGAUCAAUCUCAACUUCAAAACAAAGAGAAAGAACUAAAGAAGUUGAGUGAUCUUCUCGUCAAGUUAGAGGAGAAAAGUCAAGCAGACAGUGAAGCAGUUAAAGUGGCACAGGAUCAUUUUCAUGCUGUGUCGGCUGGAUUAUCCAGUAAUGAAGGUGGCGAGGACAAAACUCUUGCAGACCAAAUCAUGAGUAAAACAAUCACCUGGUACAAAANAAUGGACAAUGCCAAAAAGGUCACGUAUGACCCUAAAGUGCAGGCUAGGACAGUAACGUUAGGUGGAGACUUGUUUGAUCCUCAGGGAACAGCUACAGGAGGUGCUCGGUCAUCCCAUUCUUCGAUACUGGUCAAACUACAAGAAUUAAACGAAGCACAAGCCACACUGGAAGAAAAGAGCAUAGAGUUACAAAGCGUUAUCAAGGAGCUGGAUGCUUGUAAGAAAGUGGCAGAGAAAUUCCGUCAAAUAAAACAGCAGUAUGAUCUUAAAGUUCAUGAAGCAGAGCUUGUCCAGGCCCGUCUGAAGCAAAGCACUCACCAUCAUCAGCUAGAAGAAGUUGAAGCUUUGCAGAAAACAGUUGACGAACAACAAGAAUUUAUUUCUAAGGCCAAAGACACUAUAGCAGCUGCAACCGAGAAAUGCAAAGAUGUUGAAAACAAAAUGAAGGAAGCAAAAUCUCAUCGUGAGAAGGAGCUGAAGACAGCCGAGGAAGAAGUCAAGAAAAGUAAGAAGAAAGCUGAAGAGUCAACAAAAAACAUGAAAGCGAAACAACAGGAAGUGGAGGAGAUGAAGUUAGAAAUGGAAGAACUGAAGAAUGAAGUCUCUAAUGUAGACCAACAAUUGAAAGCAAUGGAUGACGCAAUCACUAAGGCGGAAGAGCAAGUGGAAAAAUUCACAGAGAUGGCUAAGGAAACCAAGAAAGCGGUCCAUGAGGCAGCUGACGAAUUGAAUAAACAGAAAGAAGCUCUGAAGGCAUGCAACGAGGCCAUCAGCGAAAAAGUCGGCGAGCAAAGAGACUUACAGAAACAAGGUCAGGAUAUUCAGCUGGAGUUGAAGGAAAUGGAGCACAAAGUGAGCAAGUUUCAACGAGACAGUAAAGAGGCUGCUACCAAGGUCGAACAAAUGCUAGAAAAGUACGACUGGAUUUCCAACGAGAAGCAGUUUUUUGGUCAGCCUAACACGGCAUACGAUUUUGCUGCUAAUGACAUGAAAGAGGUCGCCAGACGGCUCAGCAAGCUGCAAGAAACGAAGGAGAAACUUGGCAAGAACGUGAACAUGAGAGCUAUGAACAUGCUGGGAAAAGCCGAGGAGAAGUACAAUGAUUUAAUGAAAAAGAAACGAAUUGUCCUGAAUGACAAAGAUAAGAUUGCAUCGAUUGCAUCGGUCAUCAAAGAACUUGACGAAAAGAAAAAUGAAGCAUUGAGGAACGCUUGGAAGAAAGUUAACAAGGACUUUGGUUCGAUCUUUUCUACUCUCCUCCCUGGGACCACAGCCAAGCUGGCGCCUCCUGAAGGACAAACGGAACUCGACGGCCUGGAAGUGAAAGUUGCUUUCGGCAAUGUAUGGAAAGAGAGUCUAAGCGAACUUAGUGGUGGUCAAAGGUCUCUGGUCGCUUUGUCCCUCAUCCUUUCUAUGCUGCUGUUUAAACCAGCUCCACUGUAUAUCCUCGAUGAAGUAGACGCCGCUCUGGAUCUGUCUCACACCCAAAACAUCGGCCAAAUGCUCAGAGCCCAUUUCAAACACUCCCAGUUCAUUGUAGUGUCUCUAAAAGACGGCAUGUUUAACAAUGCCAACGUGCUCUUCAAAACCAAAUUUGUCGACGGAGUCUCCACCGUCACGCGAUAUGCUCAGUCCCAGCCCACUCGAGACGGAGAUGGAGGCGGGGCAAUUGGGCGGGGCGGGAAAAGCACUGUAAAGAAAAACCCCAACAAGAGAUUGAGGGCUGACGCCCCCUCCCAGCCUCUCACGCCAUCGCAAGGUUAAAAAGGGUUGGGCUCUAAAAAGUAGUCAUCAUGGUAUCAUGUUCCCAGAGAACGCGUUAUCACUUUAUCUUAUCGUGUACAAUAUUAAACUCCCAAGGUACAAGGUUAUUAUAGAAAAUCCAUACUAGAACAAAAUCACGAGGAUUCCAAUACCUCGUACUCAUGUAUAUAUUCAGCAAUUGUUGUUCCCCGAUGUUUUUGUGUUCCUGUACAAUUAAAACCAUCUUUGUUCUAUCGCAA
This is a messenger RNA of Orbicella faveolata, 3515 nucleotides long. RefSeq names its product structural maintenance of chromosomes protein 2-like. NCBI's taxonomy places the organism in Eukaryota, Metazoa, Cnidaria, Anthozoa, Scleractinia, Merulinidae. The record is from RefSeq and is a predicted model, not a curated record. Gene Ontology annotation, cellular component: chromosome. Gene Ontology annotation, biological process: chromosome organization. Gene Ontology annotation, molecular function: ATP binding; ATP hydrolysis activity; protein binding.